Messenger RNA from Myiozetetes cayanensis, 3788 nucleotides. It is a transcript of the gene TNNI3K, whose product is annotated as TNNI3 interacting kinase. The record is from RefSeq and is a predicted model, not a curated record. Gene Ontology annotation, biological process: protein phosphorylation; protein localization to ciliary inversin compartment. Gene Ontology annotation, molecular function: protein binding; protein kinase activity; ATP binding. Gene Ontology annotation, cellular component: ciliary inversin compartment. The coding region runs from base 1 to 2547 and encodes 848 amino acids. Lineage: Eukaryota; Metazoa; Chordata; Aves; Passeriformes; Tyrannidae. The transcript has 25 exons.
AUGAACAACGUUGCAAUAAUUUCCCUGAAUGCUUUGAGCACGUGGCAUGUGUUUUAUCAAUCAGGAGCUUUUGUUGUAGAUGAAUGGAAGAAGAAAGUCAGUGAAUCCUAUGCCACAGUCACAGAGCGGUUGGAGGAUGACCUGCAAAUCAAGGAAAAGGAGUUGGCAGAGUUGAAGCAUGUUUUUAGCUCUGAUGAAGCCUUCUGCAAAGUCAAUUUAAAUUACCGCACUGAGAACGGGCUCUCGCUGCUCCACCUGUGCUGUGGAUGUGGGGGCAACAAAUCACAUAUCAGAACCCUGAUGCUGAAAGGGCUGCGCCCAUCCAGGCUAACAAGAAAUGGAUUUACAGCUCUGCACUUGGCAGCUUAUAAGGACAAUGUGGAGCUGCUCACAGCGCUGUUGCACGGCGGGGCUGACAUCCAGCAGGUCGGGUACGGAGCGCUCACGGCCCUGCACGUUGCCACCAUCGCCGGCCACCACAAGGCUGUGGAUAUUCUCCUGCAGCACGGGGCCUAUGUGAACGUGCAGGAUGCUGUGUUCUUCACCCCCCUGCACAUUGCUGCUUAUUAUGGCCAUGAGCAGGUAACCCACCUCUUACUAAAGUUCGGAGCUGAUGUGAAUGCAAGUGGUGAAGUUGGGGACAGACCUCUCCAUCUGGCUGCUGCCAAAGGCUUUCUCAACAUCACAAAGCUCUUGAUGGAAGAGGGAAGUAAAGCUGAUGUGAAUGCUCAGGACAACGAAGAUCAUGUUCCUCUGCACUUCUGCUCUCGAUUUGGGCACCAUGAAAUUGUGAAGUUUUUACUGCAGAGCAGCUUCGAAGUGCAGCCCCACGUGGUGAAUAUCUAUGGAGACACACCCUUACACCUUGCCUGUUACAAUGGGAAGUUUGAAGUUGUCAAGGAAAUAAUUCAGCUCUCAGGAACAGAAAGUCUCACUAAAGAAAAUAUAUUCAGUGAAACAGCUUUUCACAGCGCCUGCACCUUUGGGAAGAACAUAGAACUUGUCAAGUUUCUUCUUGACCAGAAUGUUGUAAGCAUCAACCACCAGGGAAGAGAUGGGCACACAGGAUUGCACUGCGCUUGCUACCAUGGCCACAUUCGCCUUGUGCAGUUCCUGCUGGAUAACGGAGCUGAUAUGAAUCUGGUAGCUUGUGAUCCCAGCAGGUCCAGUGGAGAAAAGGAUGAGCAGACCUGUUUGAUGUGGGCUUACGAGAAAGGUCAUGAUGCCAUUGUGACCCUCUUGAAGCAUUACAAGAGACCCCAGGAUGAAUCCCCCUGCAAUGAAUACUCCCAGCCUGGAGGAGAUGGUUCCUACGUGUCAGUGCCAUCUCCUCUGGGGAAGAUUAAAAGCAUGACAAAAGAGAAGGCUGACGUUCUCCUCCUCCGUGCUGGUUUGCCGUCGCACUUCCACCUUCAGCUCUCCGAGAUAGAGUUCCAUGAGAUUAUCGGCUCAGGUUCUUUUGGAAAAGUCUACAAGGGACGAUGCAGAAAUAAAAUUGUAGCAAUCAAACGCUAUCGAGCCAACACCUACUGCUCCAAGUCUGACGUGGACAUGUUCUGCCGGGAGGUUUCCAUUCUCUGCCGACUGAACCAUCCGUGUGUCAUCCAGUUUGUGGGAGCAUGCCUGGAUGACCCCAGCCAGUUUGCCAUCGUCACCCAGUACAUCUCUGGGGGAUCGCUCUUUUCCCUGCUCCAUGAGCAGAAGAGAACUCUUGAUCUGCAGUCUAAAUUAAUCAUUGCUGUAGAUGUGGCCAAAGGCAUGGAGUACCUCCACAAUCUCACACAGCCCAUCAUACAUCGGGAUUUAAACAGUCACAAUAUUCUCCUGUAUGAGGAUGGUCAUGCUGUAGUUGCUGAUUUUGGAGAAUCUCGAUUUCUGCAAUCCCUGGAUGAAGACAACAUGACAAAACAACCUGGGAACCUGCGGUGGAUGGCCCCCGAGGUGUUCACCCAGUGCACGAGGUACACCAUCAAAGCUGAUGUCUUCAGCUAUGCUCUGUGCCUCUGGGAGCUGUUAACGGGGGAAAUUCCAUUUGCUCACCUGAAACCAGCGGCAGCAGCAGCAGACAUGGCCUAUCACCACAUCCGCCCACCCAUCGGCUACUCCAUCCCCAAGCCCAUCUCUGCCCUGCUGAUGAGGGGCUGGAACGCCUGUCCCGAGGGGAGACCAGAGUUCUCAGAAGUUGUCACAAAGUUAGAGGAGUGUCUGUGCAAUAUUGAGUUAAUGUCUCCAGCCUCCAGCAACAGCAGCGGGUCCCUGUCACCCUCCUCGUCCUCGGACUGCCUCGUGGCCCGUGGAGGUCCCGGCCGCAGCCACGUCGCUGCGCUGCGCAGUCGGUUCGAGUUGGAAUAUGCCCUGAACGCUCGAGCCUACGCUGUCUGGUCAGAGGGCACUGGGCAACCCCUCUCUCAGGGCCUGUCUCUGGAUGACAUGAGAAGGAACUUCCAGUACCCCCCAGUCGACAAAAACGGGUACGUGUCGGACCCCUUGAGCACCAUGAGGUUCCACUCGUGCGGCAGCAGCGGCAGCUUGGAGGAGAGCAGCUGAGGGAGGGACGAUUCGCCUGCCGCCAGCCCGGCCAUCAACCUGCAGCCCUCGCUGCUCCACCAAACCCCGAGUGUCACACCGAGAUCCCUGAACAGCUUUAGUGUUGAUGGCAAAUAUCCCAAUCCUGCAUUCUGCUUUAGCAUCUCCCUCUGCUGGCCUGCCCGAGGGCUGGGUUUUGGUGGUGUGCUGCUGUUCUGUAACACAGGAAUACACACAAGGAAUGCUGCACUUUCAUCUUGGGCACUGGUAACACGAUGAGAUGAAAGUAAACAUCAGUUAUAUUCCAGAGCUCUGAGGUAGAUUGCUCUCAGCUUGGACAGCCCUGAGUCAGGGGGGAAUUUCCAGCUCCAUCCCCAUCAAGACAAGGAGCAGCCUGUUGCCCUCACCUUCAUCCACCCACCAUGGGAGCUAGGUUAUUCCUGCUCCCAGCUGCUGAACCAGACCUGGUUUGGAGUUCUCUACAGCCCUAGACACAUCCUGUGUCCCAUUCCCUGCUCCAUGGGUUGGCCCAGCUCCUCAGCACAGCAGCCCUGACUGCAGUUUGUCAGGGCUCUGACCCUUGGGUGCUCUCCUGCACGCUGUCCACAACAUGGACAUAUCUGGGUGCCCAUCUUCCAUCAACUUCUCCAGGCAUCCAUGUUUUCUUAUCCACUUGGUUUGGUUUGAGGGAUUGUUUUUCCCCAAAGAGCGUAAGCUUUCCUUCAGUUGUUUGCUUACAAAAAGCAACACAGGAGCUCCAAAACAAACUUCAAAUGAGAAGGAAGUUGUGUAAAAUUGUGUCACAAACAUGAUAACAUUAACACAGUGCAAAGUGGCAUUUUUGACUUGAAGCAAAUCUGUGUCAGGGUGCCAUUGCAAUGGGCACUCAAGUGCCACAAAAAGGCCCUUUAGUAGUGACUGAGCACGAGGAAUUAAAAAAGAGAAUAGAGGCAGGGCAGGAGAAAUGAAACUAUUUCUCUAUAACCAAUUACAGAGUUAACUGUGCUGUUAUUUUCUGGAGUCUUUUUUAAAAUUAGCAAAGUGUAUCUGUAUGUAUGCUAAGGCAGACUUGGAGUCAGCAUUCACCAUUGCUGGGCAGAGCUCUGUGGGUGUUAUUGAGGAUGUUGUGUUCCUGAUCCCUGAAGCAGGUCUGCGAUGAGGCUUCGAGCAGUGCGACAGACGUGAGCUGUGACUGCGUGGUGGGCUCUGCCAAUGCUCUGCUGCCAUGCCUGCCAUUAACUCCACAGUUCUGAAGCAAUAAA